This is a messenger RNA of Ectocarpus siliculosus, 1254 nucleotides long. Lineage: Eukaryota; Phaeophyceae; Ectocarpales; Ectocarpaceae. The record is from the annotation of a GenBank genome assembly.
AUGGGUUUCAAGGACGCCAUGGGCGCAAUAUCAAGCUUGAUCAUCAUCGGCGCUGCUUCAAACGCAUGUAGUGCUCGCGUGGUGGGCAGCAGAAAACACGCGUCAGCAGCAGCAGAGGCCUGCUGCUGGAACUCGAAACGGUUGAGACCGAACCGCCACCUCACGGGCAGCAGGCGAUCGCUGUCGCUCGCAACAGACGAGUUGCUCACCAGCAGAUCACUCUUUUUGAUACGAGGGGGCACAAGCUCAGAACUAUUCGAUGAAAGCAACCCUCAGUCGCGGUGGUGGAGAUCGCGGAAACGAUGGGCCAAGCGGAAGGCAGCGGAGCUAGCGGCGAAGGAGGCGAAAGAGAGCCGCACCCACGCGCACCCAAAACAUGUCAUCCUAAACUUGCUUCGACUACUGAAGCGCUGGAUUGGCGUGGUGGUCGACUUCACCACGCUGAAGCGUCUUCGCUUGCUGCGGCAAGCGAGAAGGGGGUCGUGGCAGCACGGAGGGCCAAUCCCCGUCAGGUAUCGAGGGGUGCUGCAGGAGCUGAGGAACGAGGUUGCGGCGAAGCCGGGCCUGGAGAGACGCGCCAAGAAGGUCCACCACGAGCUAGAUACCGUUGCUUUUGGAAGGUUUUUGGAGGCGGCGUUUUGGGCGUUGGAGCACGAUGGCAAGCGGGUGAGCGACUUCAUCGAGGAGUCCAUCGCCUGGAGGGAAAAGAUCGGGGCAGAUCGCCUCCGAAAGGAGGACGUAGUCGACCAAGGAUGCCGUGGGGCCAUCAUUGUGAAGGGCCACGAUCUCAGCAGGCGACCGGUGGUGUACUUUAGACCAGCCCUUGACGGAAGGAUGGAGGGAGACGGCAACUCGAAGCUGAUGAUUUACAACCUGGAGAGGGCGAUUCGCCUCAUGCCAAGAAACAGCUGGCAAUAUACCAUCGUCAUCGACUGUGAAGGGAUGGGCCUCAAGCAGCUCCCCCCGGUGACGUACAUGAAGAAGAUGUUCAAGCUCCUGAGCCACCACUACCCGAUGCGCCUUGGGCACGUCCUGUUCACGAACGUGGGGCCCAGCGUCAUGCUCUGCUGGAAGGUGGUCUCGCCUCUGCUGCAGGCCAGAACCAAGGCCAAGAUGCACCUCAUACCCUCCACGGCACUAGGUCAAACCGCCAAGUACAUCCACCCGAGUCAACUCCUGUCCUUCGCGGGAGGCAAGUCGACAUGGCAGUACGACCCGGCGGUGUACUUCUCCAGCGAUGCAGCCAGUUUGUAG